CCUACACUGCGUCUGCGCAGGCACAGCGACCACCCGCAGGCUUCUGUGUCUGUGGGGGGAUACCGGGGUGAUAUUGGAGGGGCGCGAAGGGAGCUCUGAUGCUUCACAACUGCACCUGGGAGGGGAGCCUUGAGGAGGCUGGAGCACCCGCCAGAAUCCUGGGGGCCAGAUCCCAGGAAGCAGUGACCUUCAGGGAUGUGGCCUUGGACUUCACCUGGGAGGAGUGGGGAUGCUUGAGUGCUGCUCAGAGGGAGCUCUACAGAGAUGUGAUGCUGGAGAACUACAGGAACCUGGUCUCCCUGGGGCUUCUUGGUCCCAAGCCAGAUCUGAUCUCCUGGUUGGAACAAGGGGAAGAGACUGAGAUCUGGGAUCCCCUGGGAUGCCUUGCCAGAUGCACCUGUCUGUGUGAAGGAGGGAGAUCCAGCCGGCAGUCAGGAUCCAGGGGAAGGAGCAACUCUGCUUAUCACCCGUGUACAGCCAUCUUCAAAGCGCUGGAUGGUGCAGCUUGGGAGUCUAAUCUUAAGAACCAGAAGUUACCUCGAAAUCAAGAAGCAGGAUCACCAGAGACAUUAAGGGAAAGACUCCCUGAAGAUGUCCUCCAGGGCUCCAUGUUUGUGGGAGAUCCUGCCCAAGAGAUUCCAUUAUGGAAGCAAAUGGGAAGUGUUCCAAAGGACACUCCAAGGAAAUUCCUCACCCAUGAAAGUGGUUUCAAGAAAUUGAUUUUCUUCCACAGUAAAACUCCCAAUGUGCAGAUAGGCCAUGGUUGUAUUGAUGUUGGGAAAAGUUUUGGUCAGAGCAUCUGUGGGCUCAAGAGAUCAUGGGAUAAUAAUGUAUUUAGGAAUCUCACAGCCCUUAUUCAACAACAGAGAAUAAAUAGGCAAGAGAAACCUUAUGAUUGUGAGAAAUUUGGGAAGACUUUCAGUCAGGAUGUACAUGUUAUUCAACCUAAGAGAAUUCCUGCUGGAGAGAAGCCUUACCAGGAGGGUGAGAAGACCAGGGAAAGGUCCCACCCUACUCAAGAUCAGAUAAUGCAUAAUGAAGACAAACCUUAUAAAUGUAAGGACUGUGAAAAGAUCUUUACCAGCCAUUCAUGCCUUAUUAAUCAUGAAAGAAUUCAUUCUGGAGACAAACUUUUUGAAUAUAAGGAAUGUAGGAAGGUGGUCAGGCAAAGUUCACCCCUUGUUCAACAUCAGAAAGUUCGUGGUGAAGAAAAACCUUAUAAAUGUAAGGAAUGUGGGAAGGCCUUCAGACACAACUCAGUUCUUGUUCAACAUCAGAACAUUCACUCUGGAGACAAACCUUAUCAGUGUAAGGAAUGUGGGACAGCCUUCAGCCAGAAGUCAUAUCUCACUAAACACCAGAGUAUUCAUACUGGAGAAAAACCCUAUCAAUGUAAGGAAUGUGGGGCAGCCUUUAGGCAAAGGUCAUAUCUCACUAAACAUCAGAGAAUUCACACUGGAGAGAAGCCUUAUCCAUGUAAGGAAUGUGGGACAGCCUUUAGCCAAAAGUCAUACCUUACUAAACAUCAAAAAAUUCACACUGGAGAGAGACCUUAUCCUUGUAAGGAAUGUGGAGCAGCUUUUAGGCAGAAGUCACAUCUCAAACAGCACCAGAGAAUUCAUGCUGGAGAGAAGCCUUACCCAUGUAAGGAAUGUGGGACUGCCUUUAGCCAGAGGUCAUACCUUACUAAACACCAGCGAAUUCACACUGGAGAGAAGCCUUAUUCAUGUAAUGAAUGUGGGAUAGCCUUCAGCCAGAGGUCAUACCUUACUAAACACCAGAGAAUUCACACUGGAGAAAGACCCUAUCAAUGUAAGGAGUGUGGGGCAGCAUUUAGGCAGAGGUCACACCUCAUUCAUCAUCAGAGAAUUCAUACUGGAGAGAAGCCUUAUAAAUGUAGGGAAUGUGGGAAGGCCUUUAGGCAGAACUCAGUCCUUGUCCAACACCAGAGCAUUCAUGCUGAAGAGAAACCUUAUCAGUGUAAGGGAUGUGGGAAGGCUUUCAAUUGCAAAUCACACCUGACUCGACACCAGAAAAUCCAUACUGGAGAGAAACCUUAUGAAUGUACUAGAUGUGGGAAAGCCUUUAGCCGGAGCCUAACCCUCAUUGCACAUCAGAACAUUCACACAGGAGAGAAGCCUUAUAAAUGUCAAGAGUGUGGAAAGGCCUUCAGACACAACUCAGGCCUUACCCAACACCAGGGUGUUCAUACUGAAGAGAAAUCAUACCAAUGUAAAGAUUGUGGGACUGUAUUCAGCCAGAAGUCAUACCUUGCUAUACAUCAGAGAAUUCACACUGGAGAGAAACCUUAUCAAUGUAAGGAAUGUGGGACAGCAUUUAGGCAGAGGUCGCAUCUCAUUCAACACCAAAGAAUUCAUACUGGAGAGAAACCUUAUAAAUGCAGGGAAUGUGGGAAGGCCUUCAGACAGAACUCUGUCUUUAUUCAACACCGAAAGGUUCACACUGAAGAGAAACCUUAUCAAUGCAAAGAAUGUGGGAAGUCCUUUAGGCAGAACUCAGUCCUUAUUCAACACCAGAGAAUUCAUACUGAAGAAAAACCUUUUCAAUGCAAGGAAUGUGGGAAAGUCUUCAGGCAGUACUCAGUCCUUGUUCACCACCAGAGAAUUCACACAGGAGAAAAGCCUUAUGAGUGUAUCAGAUGUGGGAAGGCCUUCAUACGGAGAUCAGACCUUAUUUCACAUCAGCUAAUUCACACUGGAGAAAAGCCAUAUAAAUGUAGAGAAUGUGGGAAAGCCUUCAGGCAGAACUCAGUUCUUAUUCAACAUCAAAGAAUUCACACGGGUGAAAAACCAUAUCAUUGUAAGGAAUGUGGGACAGCAUUUAGGAAGAGGUCAUAUCUCAUUCAACAUCAGAGAAUUCAUACUGGAGAGAAACCAUAUAAAUGUAAGGAAUGUGACAAGGUUUUCAGCAACUGUUCAGCCCUUUAUAACCAUGAAAAAAAUCAUAAAGGAGUGAGAUCCUAUGAAUGUAAGUAACAUGAAAGAGUAUUCAGAUAUAUUUCAGCCCUUAUUCACCAUAAAACAUUCUUACUGGAGACCCUAUGGAUGUGAAAUAUAUGGAAAAUCCUUAUGGACUCAAAUCUUCCACAUCAGAGAAUUCACACUAGAGAAAACCAUGGAUGACAUGACUGUAUGAAGGCCUUCAGCAGAGGAUUCUGGUGCUGGGGAAAGUCUUUGGUUUCCCAAAGGGAAGGUCUCAUUGAGCAUCGCCAAACUCUAAGAAUACAGUGACUGGGAAAAGUCUCUGCUCAGAGGUCUACCCUAUUUUUACCAUCAAUGAACUCAUCCUGGAGGGAAUUUCUACAAGUAUAAAAAAUGUGGGGAAAAUGUGAGUGAUCGUGUCUAAACCCCAUUCUUCUUCAUGGCCUCCAAACAGCAAGGAAUACUGCAAGUAAAGGAAAAGAAAAAUAAAGGAGGACACAUUCAUAGUGAGAACUUGAAAUACCAACAAAGAGACUGAAGAAAUGAGUAAAUAAAAAAGAGCUCAAUGGCA
Messenger RNA from Phascolarctos cinereus (koala), 3513 nucleotides. RefSeq lists its product as uncharacterized. NCBI's taxonomy places the organism in Eukaryota, Metazoa, Chordata, Mammalia, Diprotodontia, Phascolarctidae. The record is from RefSeq and is a predicted model, not a curated record. Gene Ontology annotation, biological process: regulation of DNA-templated transcription.